Nycticebus coucang (slow loris) is the source of this 2070-nucleotide messenger RNA. It is a transcript of the gene SOX3, whose product is annotated as SRY-box transcription factor 3. The coding region runs from base 219 to 1331 and encodes 370 amino acids. The transcript has a single exon. The record is from RefSeq and is a predicted model, not a curated record. NCBI's taxonomy places the organism in Eukaryota, Metazoa, Chordata, Mammalia, Primates, Lorisidae. Gene Ontology annotation, biological process: cell differentiation; positive regulation of transcription by RNA polymerase II; anatomical structure morphogenesis. Gene Ontology annotation, molecular function: RNA polymerase II cis-regulatory region sequence-specific DNA binding; DNA-binding transcription factor activity, RNA polymerase II-specific.
GAAUGCGACCCGCUGGAGACAACGCAUCAGGUGCCAGUAGCCUGUGGGUUCCUGCUAACUUAGCCCCGAGCACUUAGGCAAGCCUGCCCGACCCGCUGGCCUAAAGGCCCCCAAGCUUCCCUCCGACGGAGUCCCCGGGUCUUUUCACCGUGGCUGCUCCAGCUCCGGGAGCGCCUUCUCCUCCCGCCACGCUGGCGCACCUUCUUCCCGCCCCGGCAAUGUACAGCCUGCUGGAGAGUGAGCUCAAGAACCCCGUGGGGACUCCCACCCCAGCAGCUGCCACCGGAGGCCCCUCCGCUCCAGGCGGCGCAGGCAAGAGUAGCGCGAACGCAGCCGGCGGCGGGAACGCAGGCGGCGGCAGCAGUGGUGGUGCGAGUGGCGGUGGCGGGGGCAGCGACCAGGACCGAGUAAAACGUCCCAUGAACGCCUUUAUGGUGUGGUCCCGCGGGCAGCGGCGCAAGAUGGCCCUGGAGAACCCCAAGAUGCACAACUCUGAGAUCAGCAAGCGCUUGGGCGCCGACUGGAAACUGCUGACCGACGCCGAGAAGCGACCAUUCAUCGACGAGGCCAAGCGACUGCGCGCGGUUCACAUGAAGGAGUACCCGGACUACAAGUACCGGCCGCGCCGCAAGACCAAGACGCUGCUCAAGAAGGACAAGUACUCCCUGCCCGGCGGCCUGCUGCCCCCCGGCGCAGCCGCUGCAGCCGCCGCCGCCGCCGCCGCUGCCGCCGCCAGCAGCCCGGUGGGCGUGGGCCAGCGCCUGGACACGUACACACACGUGAACGGCUGGGCCAACGGCGCGUACUCGCUGGUGCAGGAGCAGCUGGGCUACGCGCAGCCCCCGAGCAUGAGCAGCCCGCCGCCGCCACCCGCGCUGCCGCAGAUGCACCGCUAUGACAUGGCCGGUUUGCAGUACAGCCCCAUGAUGCCUCCCGGCGCCCAGAGCUACAUGAAUGCCGCGGCUGCAGCCGCAGCCGCCUCGGGCUACGGGGGCAUGGGUCCCUCAGCCGCUGCCGCUGCGGCGGCCGCCUACGGGCAGCAGCCCGCCACAGCCGCUGCUGCCGCUGCCGCAGCAGCCGCCAUGAGCCUGGGCCCCAUGGGCUCCGUAGUGAAGUCGGAGCCCAGUUCGCCGCCGCCUGCCAUCGCUUCGCACUCGCAGCGCGCGUGCCUUGGCGACCUGCGCGACAUGAUCAGCAUGUACCUGCCACCCGGUGGGGAUGCGGCCGAUGCCGCCUCCCCGCUGCCCGGCGGCCGUCUGCACGGUGUGCACCAGCACUACCAGGGCGCCGGGACUGCCGUCAACGGAACGGUGCCGCUCACCCAUAUCUGAGCGCCGGUCUGCGUUCGCCUACCCUCGCCACCACCCGCCCCACACCCCCCAAGUUGGGACGCCUUGUUGUUUAGCUUUGCUUGCCUGGGACUGUUGCCUUGUACUGGUGAUGGGAAGGACAGAAAGUUUUGCCGUAGCUGUCGGGUUUUGUACAAAAGCAAAAAGAAGUCAGGAGCAGCGGAAACGGGACUUCUAGAGAGCUCGCCUGCCCCUCACCGCUGCCCCUCCCUUCUUCUUUGUAGGCUGGGAAUCGCUGUGAUGUUUGCAGAGAAAAAGCAGCCCCCUCCUCCUCCCGAGUUCCUGGGUUCUUCUGUUGCAUUUGAAAAUGUUGUCUUGUUAGUUUGCAAUUAGCAGAGGAGUGAGUGAAUGGGAGAAACAUACUCUCGGGUGAGGCUGGCCCGAGAACUGCAACGCCCCUGCCCCCAGUCGGGUUGCAUCUGUUUUCCUCGUGUUUUUUUUUUUUUUUUUUUUUUUUUUUUGUGGGGGCUGACCGCGGCUAGAGGCUCGGCAGCUAAAGCCAAUGUUAAUUUAUAGCCAAGUGUGCGUGUGUCUCCCGCUUCGCCGUCCCUGGCCGCGGGACAGUUUGCCCAGUCCGCAUUUAGGCUGUUGAGUUGGUGAUUUCUGCCGUGAUCUGUUUGAUGUUUCUUCGCUCUAAUGUGUUUCGAUUUCGUUUGGGUAGUGGGGAAGGGGCUAUUUUGUUUCAGGUUUUUCAAGGUUUUACUCUUAAUUCCUAAAUGAG